Messenger RNA from Talaromyces stipitatus ATCC 10500, 441 nucleotides. RefSeq lists its product as uncharacterized. The record is from RefSeq and is a predicted model, not a curated record. Gene Ontology annotation, molecular function: zinc ion binding. The transcript has 2 exons. NCBI's taxonomy places the organism in Eukaryota, Fungi, Ascomycota, Eurotiomycetes, Eurotiales, Trichocomaceae. The coding region runs from base 1 to 441 and encodes 146 amino acids.
AUGAACACAACCAAAGCAGAGUCGCUGGCUGAACGCAAGACUCGCUUUUUAUCCAUGGUCGAAUGCAAGAACCCGGACCAAGAUACAAACAAUACGCAAGAAAUCAGUAAUCGUGGAUUGGAUGACGCUUUCAAAACCAGUCCUACAAAGUCUAUACCACCAGUAUCAUCUUCGCCACAGAAACCUAUUCCAACUUCUCGGACAACCGUACAAGACGGCGGCUCGACGACAGAAUCCACGGACGAGACUGUGAUUGAUCCAAUAGUCAGUAAGGAAUCAUGGUCAAAGCUGUUCGCCAAGAAAGCAACACCGAAAUGCGAAGAAUACCAGGAACCUUGUAUCAUGCUCACGACGAAGAAACCAGGUGUCAAUUGUGGUCAAGCUUUCUGGAUGUGCUCACGACCUCUAGAUCCGACUGGUCAGAAGCACAAGGGAAUGUAA